AUACACACAACACAUACAUACAAUUCAAUUCAUACACUUUGAAGCUCCUCUAUCUCUCUCUUUAUCACCAGAUCUCCAUCCUCUUCUCUUCUCACACACACUCUCCCCUUUUAUCCAACACAAAUUUGUCUCCAAACCAAACCCUAAACACACAAACAACAACAACAUAUUUCAAACAUCAUACUUUUUAAUUAUAAUUUUUUAUUAUAUUAGUUUCAUCAUAUCAUAUCCACUCCAAUUUAAUCCAAACUUUCAUAAUAUAUUACUAUAUAUAUGCGAGUUAUUAAUGUCUCAAACAAAUUAUUAAAAGUAAAACCUAUAGUGAUACUUAUAUAUAUUUUUUUUGUUUGGGGGUUUUUAGAUUAAAAAUAAAACCCCCAAACAAAUGGGUGCUUGCAGCUCCAAACCAGCAACCGGAUCCAAAUUCUCGGGUCGAUAUGAUAUCGAUAUUCCGGUCAAACCAGAUGAUAACAAUAAUAAUACCAAUAAGCAGCUUGAAGAAAAUGAAGCCGAAACCGAAACGACGUCGUAUGCCAAAAAAUCACCUUUUUUUCCUUUCUACAGUCCAAGUCCAGCCCGGAACUGGUUCUCCAAAAAAUCAUCUCCGGCGAAGUCUCCGGCGCCGACACCCAGUUCAAAUUCGACACCCAGGAGGUUUUUCCGGCGACCCUUUCCGCCGCCGUCUCCGGCGAAACAUAUAAAGUCUGUUUUGGCAAGAAGGCAUGGGGCAGUGAAGCCUAAUAACAGUGGUGGGGCUAUACCUGAAGGGAAUGAGGUUUCGGGUUCGGAUUCGGGUUCGGGUUUGGAUAAAAGUUUUGGUUUUUCGAAGCAUUUUGGGAGUAAAUAUGAAGUUGGUGAAGAAGUUGGAAGAGGGCAUUUUGGGUAUACUUGUAAAGCUAAGUUUAAGAAAGGUGAAUUUAAAGGUCAAGAUGUUGCAGUCAAAGUUAUUCCCAAGUCAAAGAUGACCACGGCUAUAGCUAUUGAAGAUGUGAGAAGGGAGGUGAAGAUAUUGCGAGCGUUGUCGGGUCAUAACAAUUUAGUUAAGUUUUAUGAUGCAUAUGAAGAUCAUGAAAAAGUCUAUGUAGUGAUGGAGUUAUGUGAAGGAGGGGAACUCUUAGAUAGAAUUCUUUCAAGGGGUGGGAAAUACAGCGAAGAUGAUGCGAAAGCUGUGUUAAUUCAAAUAUUGAAUGUUGUUGCCUUUUGUCAUCUUCAAGGUGUGGUCCACCGGGACCUGAAACCAGAGAAUUUCUUGUUUACGUCCAAGGAUGAAAAUUCACCGCUUAAGGCCAUAGAUUUUGGUUUGUCAGACUUUGUGAAGCCUGAUGAAAGGCUUAAUGAUAUUGUGGGCAGUGCAUACUAUGUGGCUCCAGAAGUUCUACAUAGAUCAUACAGUACCGAGGCAGACGUAUGGAGUAUUGGUGUCAUAGCAUAUAUUCUUUUAUGUGGCAGUCGUCCAUUCUGGGCUCGAUCUGAGUCUGGGAUCUUUCGAGCUGUUUUGAAAGCUGAUCCCAGUUUUGAUGAAGUACCUUGGCCUACACUAUCAUCUGAGGCAAAAGAUUUUGUCAAACGCUUAUUAAACAAGGACCCUAGGAAAAGAAUGACUGCUGCUCAAGCCCUCGUUCAUCCAUGGAUUAGAAACACUACCAAUGAAUUGAAAGUGCCUCUUGAUAUCUCGAUAUUAAGACUCAUGAAGGGUUAUAUGCGUUCUUCUGCUCUUCGUAAAGCUGCUUUACGGGCUUUAUCGAAGACGUUGACCGUUGAUGAGUUGUUUUAUUUAAAGGAACAGUAUUCUUUGUUGGAACCAAGCAAAAACGGAUCCAUAAGCAUGGAAAAUAUCAAAGGAGCAUUGAUGAAACAUGCUACGGAUGCCAUGAAGGAGUCACGAGUUCAUGAUUUUCUAGCAUCGCUUAGUGCCCUUCAAUACAGAAGGAUGGAUUUUGAGGAGUUCUGUGCAGCUGCCAUUAACAUCUAUCAGCUCGAGGCUCUUGAUAGAUGGGAACAACAUGCUCGUUGCGCCUACGAACUCUUCGAGAAAGAUGGCAACCGAGCCAUCAUGAUAGAAGAACUUGCUUCCGAACUCGGCCUCAGCCCAUCCGUCCCUGUUCAUGCCGUCCUCCAUGACUGGAUUCGACACACUGAUGGAAAGCUCAGUUUCCUCGGAUUUGUGAAAUUGUUGCAUGGUGUCUCAAGUCGAGCCCUCACUAAUAAACCUCAAUAACACUUGUUUACGAGGCUCUGGCAUCUGUAAAGACGGUUACUUGAAUUUGUGUUUUAUCUGCAUUUAAAGGUGGGAACCACUUCACUUUAUACAUCAAUUCCUGACUAGAAAAAAAGAAAAGAAAGAGGAACAUGUUUGCAAUUGCCAUUGUCUUUUUAUUGUAACAUCAGAUGCUUCAUGUUCUAAUCAAGUAAUCAACUUACUACAACCUGCCACCAUCCAUCCUGUACUGCUAGGUUUUCGAACUGGAUUGGUGUUUGUGACAACCCUGUUUGCUUUAUGUUUAGGCCUCUAAUAUGUUGGACUAAAGUUUACCGAGUUUUGAAAUGUGUACGUAUAUGUAGAGUACCGGGUUCAAGUUGUUGAAUCUUUGCAGUUCGAACAAAAAAAAAGUUGUUGAA
This is a messenger RNA of Erigeron canadensis, 2619 nucleotides long. RefSeq names its product CDPK-related kinase 5. The coding region runs from base 386 to 2218 and encodes 610 amino acids. Gene Ontology annotation, cellular component: cytoplasm; nucleus. The record is from RefSeq and is a predicted model, not a curated record. Gene Ontology annotation, biological process: intracellular signal transduction; protein autophosphorylation; peptidyl-serine phosphorylation. The transcript has 11 exons. Gene Ontology annotation, molecular function: calcium-dependent protein serine/threonine kinase activity; calcium/calmodulin-dependent protein kinase activity; ATP binding. Lineage: Eukaryota; Viridiplantae; Streptophyta; Magnoliopsida; Asterales; Asteraceae.